Messenger RNA from Physcomitrium patens, 1153 nucleotides. Its product is annotated as COP9 signalosome complex subunit 8. Lineage: Eukaryota; Viridiplantae; Streptophyta; Bryopsida; Funariales; Funariaceae. Gene Ontology annotation, cellular component: COP9 signalosome. The record is from RefSeq and is a predicted model, not a curated record. Gene Ontology annotation, biological process: COP9 signalosome assembly; protein deneddylation.
UGGGGCAUUUCGCAGACUCAGUGAGGCACAGAAGAAGGGGGGAGGAGAGACGAGGGGCAAUUUUGGUAGGGUUUUGAAGAAUUGAAGAGCACGAUGGCGAUUCCUGUCAACGGAUCCGCUGCUGGGUCUUCGUCGCCUGGUCUCGGAGCGAUCCGCACCGCCAUCCGCUCUCUCCAAUUUUCUCAGCUUGCGGAUCUUCUGGACAAUUUGGAGCUUGAGAUUGCAGCUUCCGGAGCAUCGAAACCCGAAGACUGGCCUUAUGCUGUGCACGUUCUUUCCCAUGUUGUGAAUCAUGACUUAAAUAGUGCGAGAUUUGUCUGGAAACGAACUGCUCAGACCAUCAAAGAAAGUAGCCCAGAAUUGGUAGCAGCGUGGAAAAUUGUACAGAACAUGUGGACUCAUGAUCACGCUGGCGUGUACAAAGCCCUAAAAGGUUUUGAUUGGAGCGAACAAGUGCAACCGGUUGCUACUGCAAUUAGCAAUGACUACUCCUCCUGUAUGCUGAGAUUACUUUCCACCGCCUACUCCACUGUGAGCGUUGCUGAUGCGUCUGGCUUCUUAGGAUUGUCGGAGAACGAAACAGUCACUUUCUUAACGCAACAGCAUGGAUGGGUUUUGGAUCCAGCUUCUCAAAUGUUGACAGUGAGGCCCAUGUCCUCUGUGGUCAACAAGAAGGCAGACUCAAGCCAGUUACAAGAUUUGACUGAAUAUGUCUUUCACCUGGAACAUUGAUAGGCACGUUUUAUUCCUAAUUUUGCGUCAUGGUAGGAAAUUGGUCUUAUUGCUCGUCAGACAAGGAAGGAGCGGAAAGCAAUUGCAAAAAGUGGAUAUAUGGAACUCCGCAACAUGUUCGAGUUACAUCAUCUCUACACUCUAUCCACAAUUCCGAACUGUAUGCAAUCUUAUUCCGUAUAUUUUGGGGUUUUAUGCCUGACCGUGACGUUAUGUCAGGCUGGUUGAUGAAAGUGGCUGUGAGGUAUUCUGUUCUAGAAUAACAGGAUAGGAGCAUUCACUGGAGAGAGCCAGAGUUCAAAACAGUUCCCGAAAAUGGUGAUCUCUCACAUGGCGGAUGUUUGCAUCUAGGUGGUCUAUAUCGCAGUUUCUUUUAUGUAAAAACACACUCACCCCAUAAUGAGCCAAUCAGUAGCAGGAA